Messenger RNA from Melospiza georgiana, 1023 nucleotides. Its product is annotated as serine/threonine-protein kinase pim-2-like. Gene Ontology annotation, biological process: protein autophosphorylation. The record is from RefSeq and is a predicted model, not a curated record. Gene Ontology annotation, cellular component: cytoplasm. NCBI's taxonomy places the organism in Eukaryota, Metazoa, Chordata, Aves, Passeriformes, Passerellidae. Gene Ontology annotation, molecular function: protein serine/threonine kinase activity; ATP binding.
AUGUCACAGCUGGAGGAUGUGGUUUCCAGCAUAAAGCCCCUCGAAGUUCAGGGGCUCUUCCCUCAGAAGCAGAGAGGUGAAGGAGUCGGGACGGAGCGGCCGCGAGUUCCGGCGGCUCCGCAGCAGCAGCGCUUCUCUCGAUCGGUUUUCCGCUUGACUUUUCGCUCGCUCUCCGUCACCGUCUCCCCGCCCCGCGGCCGCCCGGCUCCCGCCCCGUCCCCGGGAGCUGCCCCCGGAGCUUUCCCGAUCCGAGCUCCGCCGCCCGUCAGUUCGGCCGCCGGCCCCGAGCCGCCGGUGCCCGGGGCGUUCGUGUGGCCCGGUCAGAAUGGCGAGAGCGCGGUGCCGCCCGCACGGGCGGAGUGGCCUCCCCUGGAGCAGCUGUACCGGGAGGGCCCGCUGCUGGGCAGCGUUUACUCCAGGACCCGACUCGCCGACCGUGUCCCGCACAAGGGCGCCCUUGUGCCCCUGGAACUGGCGCUGCUGUGGAUGGUGUCGUGGCCUGGCUUCCGCGGCGUCGUGCGGCUCCUGGACUGGUUCGAGUGCCCAGAGGGCUUCGCGCUGGUCAUGGAGCGUCCGGAGCGCUGUCAGGAGCUCUGGUACUUCCUGCACGAGCGGGGGUUCCUGACGGAGCCCGUGGCGCGGGGGCUGUUCGGCCAGGUGCUGGAGGCGGGGCGGCACCACUGCAGCAGCCGCCGCGUCCUGCACCGCCACAUCAAAGCCGAGAACGUCCUCGUCGACCUGGCCACCGGCGAGGCGAAGCUCAUCGACUUCGGGUGCGGCACGAUCCUCCAGGACACGUUCUACACCCGGAUGCCAGGGGAGCACAGAGCCAGGGCUGAGCCGGGCACCGGAGGUUCCCCCCUUUGCUGGCAGAGGAGGAAGAGGGAGGGAAAGACGGGGAAUCGUCCUUCAGCCGUCUGCAGCCAAGUUGCUUUUCGGCGGGGCAGGGUCUGGCUGUUGUGGAACGGGAGCUGGCAGGGAGGGAGCAGCAUGGGCCUGAUGAGCUGCACCCGUGUCCCAUAG